UGUAAUUAAAUUGAUAGAUGACGAAUAAAUGAAUAAAAAUUUUCUUGUUUAUAUUUGGGAAAUCAAAUUGUAAUUGAAAUGACUUCUUUAGAUAAUACAUUAAAAAUUGGAAAUAAGUUGGAAAAAGAAACUUCCAACUUUUCAAUUUUAAAGGAUCGGGUAGAUAAGUAUCAUGAUUUAACAAAAAAUAUGUCAUCAAUUUUAACAAAUUUUGAAAAUCGAUUGGCAAAAUUAGAAGAAACUAUUUUACCAGUUUACAGCCAAACAGAACACUUACAGAAAAGGCAACAAAACCUGGAUGCAACAUUACAAGGGCUUGAAAUAGUAUUAUCUCACUAUGAUGCUUCACAAGAAGUAUGUGAAUUAAUUCACCGAGGUCCUAAUGAAGGGAAUGUAACACCAUUCCUUCAAGCUCUCGAUCGUCUCAAAGUUGCAAUGAAUUAUUUCUUGGAAAAUAAUUCUCAAAGUGUUGAAUUGGAAAAUGUGACCAGUCUUUUUAAUACUGGUUGUGAAAGUUUAAAUAACUAUUACAAACUUAUGUUAAAAAAACAUAGUAGCCCAUUAAAACCAGUCGAUUUAUUAGAUUUGAUAUAUAUGGAUGAAGAUUCAUCAAAUGAAGAUUGUUCAUCCAUAAAACAAAUUACUCCUAAUACAAGAGAAGAACUUAAAGUCAUUUCGUUUUGGUUAGAACAAAAUUUGAGAAAAGAAUUUAUUGAAAUAUAUUCUGAUGAGAGAAGUGAAGUAGUUUUUCGUUCAUUGCAAAACUUAAAAGAUCAUCAAAAGAGUGGCAGUUGGGGUAAUGAACCUAUUAGAAAACAAUAUAUUGGAAGAUCUGAAACUAAGAAAACAACAUCACAAAGGCUACAACAUAUAUUUGAAAAGAAAGCAAGUAAAAUGCUUUCAACUAUAGAACAAUCAACCGGACUUUCGUUGAAAAAAAAUUCAUCCUAUUCUGAACAUUUAAAUGUGGAGGACAAUAUGGACGGAGAUCAAGAAUUAGAUAAAUAUUUAGUUCUUCUUUUAGGUCUUCAAAGACUUUUAGUUUGGGAAAGAACUUUAUUAAACGAUAUUAUUCCACAAACAAAACAUACCGAAGUAUUUUCAAAAUUAGCUUAUAAUUCAAUAGAAAUGGUAGUUAAAGAUGCUGAGGCAAUAACGAAUCGUGUAAUUCGUAAUAUAGCAAAAAAAGAGUGGACAUCAGUUUUAGGUAUAUUUUCUGCUUUAAAAAGAGUAAUUAUCUUACAACCAGAUAUUGAUCGAACUUGUGAUAUACAUCAAAAAGAUCAACUUCGUAAAGUUUUAAAUAAACUGCAACAAACUGGAAACAAAGCUUUAGAGCAAUUUUUAGAAGUAGUUAAAGAUUCCGGCACAAAUUUAGUUGGAAUGAGUACGAGUGCUUAUUCGGGUGGUUAUUCAAAUGUACCGAAAGAUGCAACAGUUCAUGAACUAACAUCAAAUACAAUUUGGUUUAUUGAAAAUUUAUUAGAACAUUAUGAUGUUGUUGGUGAAAUAUUUGAAGGAGACUUUUUAUAUUCUAGUCAACUUGAUACUAUUCUGAUGAAAAAAUCAUUAAGUCAUGAAGAAAGAAAUAAAGCUUUGCUUGCAAUUUAUAUCAAAAAAGUUUUAUCGGAACUAAAUUUAACAAUAAUUGCAAAAUGUGAAUAUUACAGUGAUUCUGCUACUAAAUAUCUUUUUAGGCUGAAUAAUAUAUUUUAUAUUUUGAAAUCUUUACAAAGAUCAAAUUUAAUGGAUCUUGUAAUAUUGGCAUCACCAGAUUGUGAAAGAAAUUAUUUAGAUAUCAUAAAUGAAUUGAAAAUUUCAUAUCAAAAAUCAUGGUCUAAAUUAUUGAGUAAUAUAAUUUUAGAUGAAUUACCAAGACCUAUAAAUGGUAAAGUAAAGGAUAAAGAAAGACAAAUUUUAAAAGAUAGAUUUUCUAAUUUCAAUAAAGAUUUAGAAGAUAUAUGUAAAACACAAAGAGGCAUUUCCAUACCAGAUAUAAGUUUACGUGAAGGUUUAAAACGUGACAAUAUUGAACAUAUUCUUCCUAAAUAUAAUCAAUUUUAUGAAACGUAUGCUGAAGUUCAAUUUAGUAAAAAUCCUGAAAAAUAUGUUAAAUACAAGCCGCAUGAAGUUCAUACUAUGCUUAAUAAAUUGUUUGAUGAUUCAAUUAUUUAAGAACAAACACAUCCUCCAAAUUAAAUAAUAAAUUAAUAAAAAGUUAUUUAAUCGCUAUGUUUUUUUUUUUUUUAAAUAAAUUUUAUUAUAAAAAUAUUAAAUAUAUUAUAUAUAUC
Molecule: messenger RNA, 2291 nt
Organism: Condylostylus longicornis
Lineage: Eukaryota; Metazoa; Arthropoda; Insecta; Diptera; Dolichopodidae
Gene: Exo70
Product: exocyst complex component 7
Exons: 9
Coding region: 79-2175 (698 amino acids)
Biological process (GO): exocytosis
Cellular component (GO): exocyst
Molecular function (GO): phosphatidylinositol-4,5-bisphosphate binding
Source: RefSeq, a predicted model, not a curated record